This is a messenger RNA of Ilex paraguariensis (yerba mate), 375 nucleotides long. NCBI's taxonomy places the organism in Eukaryota, Viridiplantae, Streptophyta, Magnoliopsida, Aquifoliales, Aquifoliaceae. The record is from the annotation of a GenBank genome assembly.
AUGCUAUGUAUGAGAACACCAAUCGCACAUGUGAACUACAAUAGUCAAUCUAACAUCGGAUAUUCGUGGCAUGCACUUCAAUCAUCAAAAGAUAAAGGGUAUUGGUGGCAUGUUCCUAUAGAUCAUCCUUUUUUCAUUCCUUUUUUAGGUCUUGGCUUCAAUGAAUGUCAAACAAGUACAACUCGAGUACAACACAAACCAGUGAUUAAGAAAAGAACAUUGCAAUUUUUAUUCGAAACACUAGUAAAAAUUAGAGGAACAGAUACCAUCUUUUAUGUUCAUACCUCAAAUUUUGCAGUCCCCACCGGAAACAGUAAAAGAAUUUCUGCGGGAAAUCCGUUGAUUGGACAACACCAGACUGAAGAGCGUCAAUGA